Corticium candelabrum is the source of this 6565-nucleotide messenger RNA. RefSeq names its product receptor-type tyrosine-protein phosphatase delta-like. Gene Ontology annotation, molecular function: protein binding; protein tyrosine phosphatase activity. The record is from RefSeq and is a predicted model, not a curated record. Gene Ontology annotation, cellular component: signaling receptor complex. Gene Ontology annotation, biological process: peptidyl-tyrosine dephosphorylation involved in inactivation of protein kinase activity. The transcript has 36 exons. Bases 575 to 6421 code for a protein of 1948 amino acids. Lineage: Eukaryota; Metazoa; Porifera; Homoscleromorpha; Homosclerophorida; Plakinidae.
CUGACAAACUCGGAGCCUCAAAAUAGUACCAUGGGUGUUUUAUUUUCAAAAACAGAGACCUUACAGUUUUUAUUUGCAGUGCUAUAGAAGAGAGAUAGUUUGAACUACUAGCUGUGUACUAAUUACAACAACGUUAUGUACAAUUCAUAUCUUAGAGGGCAAAUCAUUUGAUUCAAGGUACAGCUGUUAUGUAACUCAUAGAAAAACUCUUGUAUUUCGAGAAUAUUUAUUCAUCAACUGUGACUAAUUGCAAUGAAGCACUUUGGCUGCUUGUUUUUAUUUGAGUUGCCACUCCUGGAGGGAGACAUUCAGACAUGUAUGCAGCUUUAUGAUAUGCUAAACUUGUCCUCUGUUUUAACUGCCUGGAAGUACCCCUUGGAUGAGAAUCAUUAAGUGCAUGAUCAUGUAUGGUUGAGAAUAUAUACAUUUGUGUGUUGGGGUUGUAUGUUUAAUCUUCCAGGAGUCUUAUAACAUCAUGAUCCCAUUUGAUGACCACCCACAUUUCAAGAUUGAACUGCCAGACCUCAUACUAAGCAACAGGUGUUACAUUUCCUACUAAAGCAAAUAUAAGAAGAUGUCAACAUCACAGUACACCCACCUUCUGUCUAUUCUAAAACUGGAAGCAAUGUGGAACUUCGAUACAGGAGAUGGCAAGCAAAGUACACUUAUAUUGAUGAAGGUUCAGUUAUCUGAUGCUGGAGACAACUACUAUUGCUUGGCUGAAAGUAACAAUGACAGUGUUAGUGUGAAGUCACAGAAUGUAACAGUUGGAGUUUUGGCAAAUGUAUCAUUUUCGAGUGAGUCAUUUUCGGUCGGGUCUACAGAAGCUGAAUUAGAGUGCAUUGUUGCUGGAUAUCCUAAACCUAUAGCUCAGUUUAUGGUUGACGGCACAUCACUGUCUCCAUCGAGUGACAUGUUAUCAGAUAGAUUUUAUUGGACAUUUGUGUACAAGUUUUCUGACUUUGGAGUAGCACAUGGGGGUUUAUAUGUUUGUAAUGUCAGCUUUGAGAAGGGAAACAUCUCUUUGUCAGACUCAGCCGAAAUAAGAGUACUUCCCAAGAUUGUUGACAGCCCAACCAAUAGGUCCCUUACCAGUCCCACGGAUCUUUCGUUUUCAUGUCGUGCUAUUGGUUAUCCUCUUCCCGAUGUGACAUGGACAAGGUCACUUGGAGACAUAAAUGAGACUAUGAUGGCUGUAAAUACAAGAAAUGAAUCACUGAGGUCAGUGACAAGUAAGCUUUAUUUGCCUAAAGCCAACAUUAGCAAUGCUGGAAAGUACACCUGCACUGCCAACGAUGAGGUACAUGAGGGCAUUGAGGCAUCAUCAGGAUUUCUUUUUGUGGCUGCAAAGAUACUGGCACACUCACAAAGUGUGCUGUACAACAGAGAUUCGAGAAUUAACCUAACAUGCAGUGCUGAAGGAUAUCCAUAUCCUGACAUUGACUGGGUCUUUCGUAACGAGACAUUUCUAGGACAAACAAUUGCACAAUCAGCAACAGAAAGGAACUCUGUUUUGGUAGUGAGUGAGAAGGCUAAUCCUAUUGAUCAUGGUGGGAUGUACACUUGCAGAGCAGUUAAUGAUCAUGGGUCUGCUGUUGAAGAAUCAGUCACAGUCAGCUUUGAGCAAGAAGUUGUAUCUCCACCUAAAUCAAUUGCAGUCAGUUAUGGUGACAGACUGAAUUUGUCAUGUGAAAUCACAGGCUAUCCUGUGAAUGCAUCUGUUCAAUGGUUUAAAGAUGGUCAUAUUUUGAAGAGCCGUUUGUCUGAGGAUCGAAUGAAUUUAAAUGGAACAUCAGUGAUGAGCAGACUUGUAAUAACUGAUGUUACACAAGAACAAUGUGGAAAUUAUAGCUGUUUUGUUUCAUCAGCAGCUACAGUGGGAUUGAAGAGUCAUCUGACGGCGAAACCGACUGUUUCUACAAUAGUUAUUCAGGAAGGGGAAAGGUUGAAUAUGUCAUGUGGUGCAGUUGGCUGUCCACUACCUUCUCUUACAUGGCAUUAUCGAGCUGAUAUGAAUAACAAUUUUACUAAUAUUUCUGCCAAGAGUGUGACGUUGCUUAGCAAUGUGCUCAACAGUGAUUUAGAAAUAGACAGUGUGAAUCGGUCUAUCUCUGGAUACUACAGUUGUUGUGCUGAGAAUAGACCAGGGGUUGUCACACACAGAGAUUGCUCAUAUGAAGUCUUGGUUGAUGUCAAAUUUUCUCCGUCGAUUACUAAACCUCCUGCUAAAGAAGUUGAGGUCAAAGAGGGAGAGCUGCUUACUUUGUUAUGCACUGUUGUUGGCAACCCAUUGCCAUCUGUAACAUGGCUUCGGAUUAAUAACGUAUGUGAUGAAGAACGAAGGCCACCGAUUAGCGAUGACAAAGUUACAUUUGACAAUUCUACAAGUACAUCAAACCUCACCAUCCGAGUUGGCAGGGAGGAUUCUGGACAUUACUUUUGUGGAGUUGCUAAUGUAUUGUCUAAGCCCUCAGUUGUCUUUGUUUUAGGUCGUCCUGGUGUUGUGGAUAGCAGCAGUGUCUCGAUUGUACACCAAGACGUUGGUUUGGUAACUGUCUUAUGGUCUCCUCCUUGCGACUACUUUAGUCCCAUCUUGUACUACUUGGUUUCAUAUGCUGUGGUUGGUAAUGCUUUAAACCAACCGGCUGAGAAUAUUUCUUCCAACAUGAGUCUUCAGGCAAACUUAUCAGAUCUUAAGCCUUAUGAGCAAUACCAUGUACAGAUUGUAGCUGUUAAUGCUAUUGGCACGGGUGAUAGUGUCACCAAGAUGUUUGAAUCACCACCUGGCGUUUCCAGCGCUCCACUAAAUUUCAGCUCUGAUGAACAGUCAGUAUCACCAAGUUCAAUUAAUUUGUCGUGGGGUCAUCCCGAGGUACCGAAUGGAAUCAUUCAAAGCUACAGAGUUUAUUUUCUAUAUGUUAUGCCUAAAUGGCAGCAUGAACAAAAAGUUAGACGUAGCGUUUCACUUCAGUUUUGGGAAUUUGAUGGUAAUGUGACAUCGGGAGUUGUGAGCAACUUGCAACCAUAUACAAUAUACAGACUACAGCUUCAUGCAGUUAACAAGAUUGGCACUAAGGAUAUUGUUGGAAAUGGCAGCAGAGUAAUAGAAGCUGUGACAGCUGAAGGAGCUCCUUUGAUGCCGACGAAUGUCACUGCAAGCCUUGUUUUGGAUAAGGCUGAUUCUUUGAAGAUUACCUGGAAUGCUCCUUUGCAACAGAAUGGAAUUAUUCGAUCGUACAUUGUGCAUUAUAGUUUGGCAUCUGUUGCCUGGCCUCCUAGUGCAGCAAAGAAACAUGACACUGGUUCAUCCAUUACUGAAGUGGUUCUUCAAAAUCUGACGGCCUUUACGUCUUAUCAUGUUGCAGUGAAGGCAGUAACAGUAAGAGCGGGAAACCUGAGUACAUCUACCACUGGCAAAACAGACCAAGCAAUUCCCACUAAUCCACAAGAUCUUCAAAUUGGUGACGUUGGUAGCAGUAGUGUUUAUUUGUGGUGGCAUUCACCAGAAUAUUCUCGUGGUAUUCUUCAGAAAUAUACAAUUUAUUAUAGAGGAAAUAGAACACUUAGCAGUGGCACAGUUAUUAGUCAAAUUGGUCAGGUUGAGGUGAACGGCUCAGAUCCAUCUAACCACACUCGACUUGACAAUCUUCAUUCAGGAUUUGCGUUUAAGUUCAAUGUUACUGCAUCUACUGUAAAAGGAGAAAGUAGACCCAGUGCAACUAAACAGACAACAACUAAACCAACAGGACCAAGUACACCUUUUCCACUUGUCAUUGUCAAGUCUUCGAAAACAACGAUUACAGUGAACCUUACCCGCCCAAUAGAUGACAAUGGAGAUAUUGACUAUGUUCAGCUGCUUGUUGCUGAAAUUCCAAGAGGUUCAAGUGAAAGUGAAGCUCGUUUUAAUUUAGCAACAAUCAAAGGGUACUCACCUAAUCUUUCUGCACUGACACCAUAUAUUACGGCUCAUUGGUCAUAUGAAGAAUUGGAAUCAUAUGUACUGUUUGAUAUCGGAAAUGGCAAAGUGAUUGGAAAUUACACCAAUGAGCCUUUGAAAGAGGAAACAACUUAUGCUGUUGUUGUAAAGGCUGUCACUGUGUCAGCAGAACAGUUGUUGUUUUCUUUUACUGAACCACAAACCGCAGCCACAUCAGUUACGUCUUCAUCUAGCAGUAAUGAUGGAGUAAUUGCUGGUGUUGUGGUGGCAAUUAUUGUGAUUGUUGUCAUUGCCAUUCUACUUCUUUUCAUUUUGCACAGAAUGAAGAGCCGCAAGCAAAAAUAUAGUAGGGAAACUGUUUAUGAAAAUGCAGCUGCUGAUGGCGAUGUUGUAAUGGCAAACUUUGUGAAGCCAAUCGUAGUGGUUCCAACCAGUGAAGUAGUUGGCUUAGUAGGAAAUUGUGUGUUACUUGAGGUAGAAACUACUGGAUAUCCACGUGCAAAGGUUACUUGGCGGUUUGGUGGACGGGAUCUACCUGGUAGUGACAAUCGCAUCAAAAUCUUACCAGAUGGAUCACUGCAGAUUAUUGGAGCAGCUGUUAGUGACUCAGGUCUGUAUCGUUGCCAGGUGUCCAAUAGAGUAGGAUCAUCUCACUGUCAGGUCAAGUUGCGAGUUGAAGUAUCAGCUGAAGACAUAGCUGAAGAGCAUGAUCCUAUUCCUGUUGCUGAGUUUGAAGAGUAUGUUGCUGAGAUGCAUGAGAGUCGAAAUGAGGGAUUUUCAGCAGAGUAUUCUUUACUAGAAAAGCAGACUAACAAGUUCCCUGCAGAGGCUUCCAGGCUCGAGUGUAAUGUAGGGAAGAACAGAUAUGGCAACAUAUAUUCUUAUGAUCACAGUCGUGUUGUUUUGAAUGCAAUUGAAGGGGUUCCAGGAUCAGACUACAUCAAUGCUUCACAUAUAAAUGCUUACAAGAAGCCAAAGGGCUACAUUGCUGCUCAAGGUCCGAAUGAGGCAACAACAGAUGACUUUUGGCGAAUGAUCUGGCAGGAGAAGGUUGGCAUUGUGGUAAUGCUCACUAACUUGGAAGAGAAAGGGCGCGUGAAAUGUCAUCAAUAUUGGCCUGAUAGCAGCGAUGUGUAUGAUUCUAUUGCAGUUACACUUGACCACGAGCUGAUCGUUGCAGAAAGCAUUUCCCGAUCUUUCUCACUACAAAAGGAGUUACCUGAUGGCAGUUCAGAAACACGGACUCUACAACUAUUUCACUACAUCGAUUGGCCUGAUCAUGGAGUUCCUCGACAUGCAACACCUCUUCUUCGGUUUUUACGACGAGUACAGUCAUGUUGUAUUACAAGCAAGUCAACAGUACCAAUAGUUGUGCACUGCAGUGCUGGAGUUGGCCGCAGUGGAAGUUACAUUGCAAUUGACUACACUAUUGAGAAAAUCAGACAAGAUAAAGAAAUUGAUCUUUUCAACUUGGUUUAUGAGAUGAGGCAGAGCCGACCAUCAAUGGUUCAAACUGAGGCGCAGUACAUAUUUAUCCAUGAUGCCAUCUUGGAGUACUAUCUUUGUGGUGACACCGAAAUUCCAGCGUCAAGUCUACGUACUUGUAUUCAAGAGCUGAACAAAGUAGAUGAUUCAGUUGGAGUUAGUGGCAUUCGCCAUCAACACCAGUUGUUGAAUAAAGUAAGCCCACCUAAGAAGUCAUUCAGAUACAGUGCUGCUUCAGAGCAAGUGAAUAUCUACAAGAACCGUUACUCCGACCUCAUACCCACUGAUGAUUACCGGGUCAACCUGAAUCCUGUUGCUGGUCGUCCUUCACAUUGCACAUACAUCAAUGCCACCUAUGUGGAUGGAUACACUCAUCACAAUAUGUAUAUCACCACACAAGGGCCGGUGACAAACACGGUACCUGACUUCUGGCGGAUGGUGUGGGAACAGGGAAGUGAGGUGAUUGUUAUGCUGUCUCAACUGGAUGAAGAUGGAAUGACGAUGAGUGCACGAUACUGGCCAUCCCAAGGAACUGGAGAUUUUGAUAUGUUCAACAUUAUUCUCGAUGAGGAGAAGAAUUUUGGACAUUACAUCAUACGAAAGCUGCAAGUUGCAAAUAAGAAGGAGUCUGAAGUACGAACUGUGACACAAUUCCACUACACAAGUUGGCACAACAACCAAGUUCCACAGUCAGCUUCUUCACUGAUUGAGAUCAUUGGUCGUGUGGAGCGGGCACAGAUGAAUGCAAAAAGCAACCCUCUUAUUGUCAUGUGCAACAAUGGGGUUGGUCGAUCGGGCACGUACUGUGCUAUCAGCGUAAUUAUCGACAGACUAAAAACAGAGCAAGUGGUGGACGUGUUUCAAGUUGUCAAACAAAUGAGGAUCCACAAUCCUGAUUUUGUUACAAGAAUGGAAGACUACCAGUUUUGCUACAACGCUGCAGCAGAGUUUAUGGAAGCAUUUGAUACGUACUCAAAUUUUAGAUGUUCAGAAUGUUGAAAUAACUGUAGAAUCGUUGCAAGAGUGGUGAGACAUUUGCUCAGCACAGUAUUUUAUAGAGAUUUGAUUCAAUGUUUUCAGUUUCAAAUUAUUAGGUAAAUCAGGUGAAGAGAAUAGUUUGAAAUACAUUCCAAUUCUAUUAUA